UUCUCCCCACACUGCACUCAUUCCAUCAGGUUCUCACACACACACAGACACGCACACACACAAACACACACAGCCUGUGUGAAAGGAUGAGCGAGCCAGGGAACAAGUAUGACAGGGAGCAGCAUCAGCACCACUGACAAGAAGAGGAUAAAGUAAGGAAAGUCAAGAGUAAGAAGUUUUUUUAGGUGGAGGAAGGAAAACCAAAGGAGAUAUUUUUCCUCUUCUGGUGGCUCAUCCUGCCUGCCACCUUUCUCCCCUCCUCCUGCUCUUCCUUUCCACUCCUCUUCUCAUCCCCGUAACAUCUCCCAGCUCCCGCCGUGGGGUCUCAGCUCUCCGUCUCCCUCCCCCCUUCCCUCGCUCCCUACCUCCCCCGGGCCUUGCUCGGAGCCUCCAGGCUUCUGCGUCGGAGGAGGAUGUCUCGCAGGGAGUCUCCGCCGCUGCCUCGGAGCCAGGAGCAGCUGCUCGGAGUGAGGGUGCGGGAGGUGGACUGCAACGAUCGUCCGGAGCGCACCGAGCCGCUGUCCGACGUAGAGAGGGAGAUUAUCCAGGACACUUGGGGGCAUGUCUACAAGAACUGUGAGGACGUGGGGGUGUCAGUGCUCAUAAGGUUCUUUGUGAACUUCCCCUCUGCCAAACAGUACUUCAGCCAGUUCCAAGACAUGGAGGACCCUGAGGAGAUGGAGCGUAGCUGCCAGCUUCGACACCACGCCCGCAGGGUGAUGAACGCCAUCAAUACUGUGGUGGAGAACCUCAAUGACCCGGAGAAAAUGUCAUCAGUGCUGGCCCUGGUGGGAAAGGCUCAUGCUAUUAAACACAAGGUGGAACCAAUGUACUUUAAGAUAUUGAGUGGGGUGAUGCUGGAGGUAUUGUCCGAAGACUUUCCAGAAUUCUUCACCGCAGAAGUGCAGAUGGUGUGGACCAAACUCAUGGGUGCAGUGUACUGGCACGUGACCGGGGCCUACACAGAUGUGGGCUGGCUCCAAGUGUCCAGCUCGGCUGUGUGAAGGGUCAGUUUAGGAGUUUUUUUCAGUGGACUUUACUACACAAGAGAAUGGCAUGUCUAUCACAUUGUUUGAGCUGGAAAAAUCUUUUUCUAAAUUACAUUUAAAUUUGUAUUAUUUAAAGUUAUUUAAGGUUUUUUCAUUUUUGUAAUGAACCAGACAGGUUCUGCACAACAGUUUUUUUUUUAUUUUCCUGACAUGACGCUUUCUAACAAUGUGGCUUGGCGACCUCUGCAAACACUUAAUGACAUUUUAGCUCAAGUAAGUGAUAGUUGGGGGUGUGUGAUUUUAGUCCCUCGUGGUUAAUACUAAUUAUCUAGUCAACUGUUGUUGCCAAAAAACAGCUGCCAAGCUCUUAAAGAAUGGGACGACUUAAAAGGAGGUGUGUGUGUGGGGGGGGGGGUCCCUUCUCUGUUUCUGAGCUGUCAAUUCUAGCAUAUAAUUAAAAGAUCAAGUUUGUCCAAAGCCUGGUUCAGGGGCCAUUAGUGGCCAGCAGGCAAGAUUUCCAUAAUAAUGUCGCGGAUUACCACUUUUAAAAGUUAAUUUCUGUGGAAACCUGCUAAAAGACAUUCAUGUAUAUAUAAAUAUAUAUAUGAAUGCAUAUGCAUAUGAAUAUGUGAUAUCCUGAAAGUGAUAUUAAAACAGACAAGGAAUGAUUUUAAGCAAACCUUAAGCUUAAGGAGCACACUUUAGGACCAUGGAGCUGCUGACUGUUAAUACAUUUGUACUUUUUGUGUCCUAUAAUCCUCCCAUUGAAGGGGCCCUGCUCUCCUUUGCUCUCUCUCUCGAUGCACUGUGCUCUAGUGUCUUGUUUAAACUUUCUACAAGUGUACAUACGUAUAGUCCUCUGCCUUUGCCGCUCUCUUUAGACAAACACUUUUACAACAACAGUGAGAAAGUGAGAUGGAAAAUGUCAGCAGGUGGGCACGAUCAGCAAGCACACAUGAACAUGUUCACGCAAGGUCAACCUUCCCGAUGCUAAUAUUUACUAGACUGUCACUUAGUUUAGCUCGUCAGAGAGACAUGCCGUAUUAAAGGCUCCAUUAAGAGCUUUGAAAACCCGCUCGGGAGGUCCGGGAAACAAACAGCCCGUUCUCGCAAGAAAAAAAAAACAAAAUGUAAUGUAAUGGCAUUUUUGUGUUAGUGCAUACUGGUAGUGACUAGUCCAGUUUGACCAUAGCACCAAACCAUGACCAUAGUUUGUAUACAGUAUAUAUAUAUAUAUAUAUAUAUAUAUAUACAAGUAUAUACAAGUAUAUACUGCAUACUCAACAUAAAUAUAAAACCAACCUUUUUGUUUUUGCUCCUAUUUUUCUUAAACUGAACUCAAAUCCGUCACACUGUUUCUAUGUACACAAAAGACCUAUCUCUCUCAAAUAUAUACAAAUCUGUCUAAGUCUGUGUUAGAGAGUAAGGGUGUCCUGAGCCGAUAUUGACAUCGGUCCGAUAUCAGCCAAAAAAAACAAUAUCGGAUGGGCCUGCAUCUAAAAUCUCUGAUAUCGGUACGCCGAUACAAGCAGUUCAUUCCAGACGCCGUGCCAGCACCUCUUCUAUGCAGCAUGUAGAGCCCACAUGAUCCCAACAACAGCAUGUGAUAGUGUAGGAUUACUGUCAGCCGUGUGGUUGUGUUUUUCAUUAAAAUCCGAAAAAGCUGAGUGCGACACUUGUCAUGUACAAGUUUCCCGUGGUGGCACAGAACUGGGGAAGUUUAACACGACCAAUCUCAUUGUGCAUUUGAGGAAGGAUUUUCGCAUCAUCAUGGCUUCCUGAAACAUCCACCACUGUUUGAAACAUUUGCAAAGAUUGAGAAACUUCCACGUGACAGCAACACGUCAUUGGCUUUAAGAAACAGGAGCCAACGAUGACAUGUUCAUGUGCACAUCGGGCCUCGCUACAUUAUGCCUAUUGUCGAUAGGACUAUAAACCAGAUGCACCAAGAAGUCAUUGGGUCAGUUUUUCUCAUACCUACUGUUGCUGACUAUUAUUCUCUGUUUGAGUAAUAUCACUCGAUCAUGCCUUUUCUAACAUUCCAUAGUACUAAACACGUAAUAAAAGUAUGUAUGAUCUGUGCUGAUAUCGGAUCGAUAUUCAUGGCUGCAAUAUCGGAGUCGAAAAGGAAGUGAAAAAUGCGUAUCGGACGCUCCUACUAGUGAGCAUUCAUAAUCCAUAGUUCAUCCACCUCACAGGUGUGGUAAAUCAAGGUGCUGAAUAGAUAGUGUGAUUACUGCACAGGUGUGCCUUAGUUUAGCUUCACUGUAUUGGGGGGUCCAAAAGUCAGUCUGUAUCUCGUGUUUCCAUCAUUUGCUUCAAAUACUGCAGAAGCUAGAUAGGUGUUUGUAAAAUGCCCAUUAGCAGUAGCUAGUCUUCCUGGGGUCCACAGACUUCAAAAGACAUAAAGCAUACACAUGCACACUUGCAAACCAAUAAGGGGGGGAGACACAUACAUAUACUGUAGUACAAUGACAGGACAUUCAAAGAUAAUACAACAGCUCUACAAUAAUCACAAGUUACAACUAUGAAUUAAUCUAUAGGAUUGACAAUAGCGCUUCAUACAGUUACAGUUACACAUAUGAAUACACAUACAGUAUAUAAAGUGGUGUGAAAAAGUGUUUGUCCCCUUCCUGAUUUCUUAUCUUUUUGCACAUUUGGCACGCUUAAAUGUUUCAGCUCAUCAAACAAAUUUUAAUAUUAGUCAAUGACAACACAACUGAACACAAAAUGCAGUUUUUAAAUGAAACUUUUUAUUAUUAAGUGGAAAAUAAUCCAAACCUACAUGGCCUUGUGUGAAAAAGUGAUUGCCCCCUAAACCUAAUAACUGGCUGGGCCACCCUUAGCAGCAACAACUACAAUCAAGUGUUUGCAAUAACUUGCAAUGAGUCUCAUACAGCGCUGUGGAAGAAUUUUGGCCCACUCAUCUUUGCAGAAUUGUUGUAAUUCAGCCACAUUGGAGGCUUUUCCAGCAUGAAGCGCAUUUUUAAGGUCAUGCCACAGCAUCUCAAUAGGAUUCAGGACAGGACUUUGACUAGGCCACUCCCAAGUCGUCAUUUUGUUUUUCUUCAGCAAUUCAGAGGUGGACUUGCUGGUGUGUUUUGGAUCAUUGUCCUGCUGCAGAACCCAAGUGGGUUUCAGCCUGAAGUCACGAACAGAUGGCCGGACAUUCUCCUUGCGGAUUGUUUUACAAAAAAAUUCUUGGUUCCAUUUAUCACAGCAGGCCUUUCGGGUCCUGAAGCAGAAAAACAGCCCCAGAUCAUCACACUACCACCACCGUAUUUUACUGUUGGUAUGAUGUUCUUUUUCUGAAAUGCAGCGUUACUUUUACGCUAGAUGUAAUGGUACACACACCUUCCAAAAUGUUCAACUUUUGUCUCGUCAUACAACAGAGUAUGGCAAAAUUGAGAUGAGCCUUGAUGUUCCUUUUGUUUAGGAGUGGUUUUCGUCUUGGAACUCUGCCAUGCAGGCCGUUUUUGCCCAGCGUCCUCCUUAUGGUGGAGUCAUGAACACUAACCUUAGCUGAGGCAAGUGGCAAAGGGGCAAUCACUUUUUCACACAGGGCCAUGUAGGUUUGGAUUUUUUUUCCCCUUAAUAAUGAAAAGUUUCAUGUAAAACCUGCAUUUUGUGUUCAGUUGUGUUGUCAUUUAGUAAUAUUUAAUUUUGUUUGAUGAUCUGAAACAUUUAAGUGUGACAAACAUGCACAAAAAAAAAAAAGAAAUCAGGAAGGGGGCAAACACUUUUUCGCACUACUGUAUACUGUACACAUACCCAGCUCAACACUAACAAGAGAAAUACAGAUUAUUAUUGAAAAUAGAGUAAAAAUAAUGUCCGGUUAGUAUGCUGGCCAUGCAGGGACUGGGAUGUUUUCAUCUUCCACAAAUUGUUCAUAGAUCCUUGCAACAUGGGGCUGUGCAUUAUCAUGCUGCAACAUGAGGUGACGGUCGUGGAUGAUAAUUCAGUACAGUUAAAAACUGUGCAUUUUGGAGUGGCCUUUUAUUGUGGCCAAUCAAAGGCACACAAUAAUCAUGCUGUCUAAUCAGCAUCUUGAUAUGCUGCACCUGUGAGGUGGAUGAAUUAUUUGUUAAUUAUGAAUGCUCACUUCCACAGAUUGAGACAGAUUUGUGAACAAUAUUGGAGAGAGAUACGCCUUUUGUGUACAUGGAAAAACAUCUAUGAGUUCAGCUCGUGAAAAAUGCGUGCAAAAACUAAAGUUGCAUUUAUAUUUGUCUUGAGUAGCUGUACUUUAAUAAUGGUGUGAGGCAAAAUUAAGGAUGUUUUUUGUAUGUGUACAAUUUCCUGCUAAAUUCUCAUGAGAUUAUGUUUCAGAAUUACAGGUGUUAUAUGUCUUAUUUUUUUGCCCAUCUAGCAUUAUACCAAGGAUAUUCAAAACAGGAGUUACCAUUAGAUGACUUUAGGAGAUGCGCAAGAAAGAAAAGAAAUAUAUAGUUUUCAAACCUGCGAAGCAAAUUUAAAUAAUGUUUAAGUUCCUGAAGUUAGAGAGUAAACAGCAAAAUCAGUUUUUCAGAGAGUAGGAGAAGCCCCAACUGUAUUAUGCUCUCGGUCAGGAGUCUCACUGUGGCACUUUGAAGACCUGUGUUACAAACAGUAAAACCAUGAUUCUUUCUAUCCUUGAGAACUUCAAUGUACAUAUGGUCAUUGUCUGUCAUCGUUCUGCAAUGCGGUGCCCUUUAUAGUCACCAUCUCUCCAUUAAAUUCCCAAGCAUCCACAGCAAAUCUGUUUAGGAUGGAUAUUUGAUCCAAUCUUGAGCUUGCAUCUGCUCCAGUAAUGUCCUGUUUCUCCCAGUCGACCCCUGUUGACAUCAGCGUCUGUUAGUCACGAGGAGGCAAUGAGUCUCCUCUCCUCAUCCUCUGAUCAUUCAUCUACUUAACGUAACUUACCAUUGCCUCUGACAACAGUUGUUCAUCAUGAGUAGAGAAUCCAAUCACUUAGAAUGCAUUCAAUUUAGUUUGUGGGCAUGAAUGAAUUGGAGGAUUAGUAGAAAUAACUGCCUUGAUCUUCCUACAUUUGUUGAUCAUUGAUACUGACUUACUUGGCUUGAGAGUACAAGAAAAAAGUCAUGCUUCUCGAGAACAAAGUCUAGAACACAUUAGUCAAAAUUCAAAAGUCA
Dunckerocampus dactyliophorus (ringed pipefish) is the source of this 6121-nucleotide messenger RNA. It is a transcript of the gene cygb2, whose product is annotated as cytoglobin 2. Gene Ontology annotation, molecular function: iron ion binding; heme binding; oxygen binding. The coding region runs from base 414 to 1004 and encodes 196 amino acids. NCBI's taxonomy places the organism in Eukaryota, Metazoa, Chordata, Actinopteri, Syngnathiformes, Syngnathidae. The transcript has 3 exons. Gene Ontology annotation, biological process: oxygen transport. The record is from RefSeq and is a predicted model, not a curated record.